AGUUAGGAAAGACCAAGCCAGAGAGGCCAAUUCUUUGAUUAGGUUAUGAAAUAACUAAUAAUAUAAAAGGUCUAUUUUCUGACUGAACUAGUAAACAUUUUUGGAACUUAAAGUAAGAUAGAUAUAUGUUUGACGAAAGCGAGAAAGAGAGUUUUGGUGCAGUCUUAUGCAAAAAUAUAAAACAGACUUAAAAUGUUCAAACAAAUUUUUCGAUCUUUCGGGUCGUAUAGUUUAAAUCAGAUUUUACCGGAUACAUCAAAAAAAGUUACCACAAUAUAUCUCAGUGUCAUUCAACAUCGAGAUACUCGGACGUUUAGUACCAUCACAUCUACGAAAAAAUGGGAUUUAUACAGCGCUGUUUGUUUAGAACGUCAUCCAGUUAUAAUACAAUCAAUGCAAGAAAUAGAGCUGAAAUUUUAUAAUAUGUUGAAAAAAAUUGAAUAUGAAAAUAGUUUCAAAUCUGAUUACGAAUUGAGAAAAGAAAAAGAGAGAGAGGAACAGAAAAACCCAAGCAGCAAGGAAAAUACAAUAAAAACCUUAGUACAAACUGCACAGGAUUUUGAGGAUAGUGGUCAAGAGGAAUUAAACAAUUUUAAAUUUGCGCCAACAAUUACAAAAUUUGACGAACAAAAUGUAACGUCAACUUUAAAACGUAAAUUGGAUAAAAAUUUGCUUUUAUUAGUACAACAAAAAGUAGGCAAUUCACAUUAUUGGAUACCUCCACAAGGCAUUCGAAAGGAAGGAGAGACAAUGAGACAAACUGCAGAGAGAGUAUUACAAGAUGCAUGUGGUGCAAAUAUUAAAGUGAAGUUUUAUGGUAACGCACCUAUCGGUUUUUAUAAGUACAAAUAUCCCAAAAAGCUUUGCGAGCAAGAAAGUUAUGGUGCUAAAAUAUUUUAUUUCUUGGCAAAAUAUAUAGAUGGAGAUAUCACCAAUAAUGUAAAGUAUCAGUGGUUGGAUAAUGAAGAAUUAGAAAAAGUGUUACCUAAUGGAGUACAAGAAAGUAUUUCACGAUUUAUG
This is a messenger RNA of Mycetomoellerius zeteki, 1020 nucleotides long. RefSeq names its product mitochondrial ribosomal protein L46 (gene mRpL46). The record is from RefSeq and is a predicted model, not a curated record. The annotation marks the transcript as partial. The transcript is spliced from 4 exons. Lineage: Eukaryota; Metazoa; Arthropoda; Insecta; Hymenoptera; Formicidae. Gene Ontology annotation, molecular function: structural constituent of ribosome. Gene Ontology annotation, cellular component: mitochondrial large ribosomal subunit.